Messenger RNA from Scophthalmus maximus (turbot), 1158 nucleotides. RefSeq names its product phosphohistidine phosphatase 1 (gene phpt1). Gene Ontology annotation, biological process: peptidyl-histidine dephosphorylation. Gene Ontology annotation, cellular component: cytosol. Gene Ontology annotation, molecular function: protein histidine phosphatase activity. The transcript is spliced from 3 exons. NCBI's taxonomy places the organism in Eukaryota, Metazoa, Chordata, Actinopteri, Pleuronectiformes, Scophthalmidae. Bases 219 to 608 code for a protein of 129 amino acids. The record is from RefSeq and is a predicted model, not a curated record.
AUACCGGAAAUGUUAUAGUUGAUGCCGGAAGUGUUUAAUGGCGGCAGUCGUGUUGCCCUCUCUCGUGUUUAUUAGUUCUCGUUUCUCCUCUUGUUCGUAACCGAGCCGCCGAAGCUGUUCGUGUUUCCUCGGAGGCAGAAACGGAGCUCGCUGAGAAGAUACUCGUGUUCUGUUUGUGUGUCGGUUUGUCAGUAGCUUGGCCGCCGACAGGUCUAGAGAUGUGCACCCAGACGAAGGCCGCCGCGCUGAUGAUGAACAUACCGCCGGCGGACAUCGACCCGUCCGGCGUGUUCAAGUACGUCCUGAUCCGGGUGCACAGCCGGGAGGAGGGCGACGACGACGCGGGGGUCGACAUCGUCCGAGGAUACGGCUGGGCCGAGUACCACGCCGACAUCUAUGACAAGGUUUCGGAGGAGCUGGAGAAGGGUGGCCAUCUGGACUGCGAGUGUAUCGGCGGAGGGAGGAUCAAACACGAACCCCAGGACAAGAAGAUCCACGUCUACGGUUACUCCAUGGGCUUCGGGCGAGCGAACCACGCAGUGACUACUGAGAAACUAAAGGUUCGGUAUCCGGACUACGAGGUGACCUGGAGCAACGACGGAUACUGAGCCGAGACGAAACCUCUGCCGGACGCCGUUUCUCCUGGACUGACAUGGCACUUGACUGUAGCCCCCUCGUGAGGUGGAGGAAACAUGAACGUGAUCCCACCUCGAUUCGAGGUUGUAGCGUGUCACUGAACAAGCUCAUUAUCGGCCUCCUUGUCGGCUGAAGGCAGCGCCACUUAAAGGGGCAGUAAGUGAUUUUGGAGAAAGAUUGUUUGUUGUUGAUUUGUUGACUGCACGCUGGUCGGGGCUCGAACCCGCAGCCUCGGGUAUGUGAGACCGACGCUCUAACCACGAGGCCAAAACUCCCUGAGUCGUAGCGUCUGUUGCCAGCACGUCUCUAAAGGUGGCGGGGAGUGAUGUUUACAAAAUGCACACAGUGUUGUGAGGUGAGGUCCGCACAGAUCUUUUUCCGGUGCACACACAGAACCGGCAGCAAGCGGACUGGGAGGAAACCUUCGCAGAAUUUUACAAAAAAAGUGUAUUGGAUUAAAAUCGCUUACUGCCCCUUUAACAGGUGUUCCCCCGUGUAUCAAUAAACUAUUUUCGAUUCUGA